Sclerotinia sclerotiorum 1980 UF-70 is the source of this 837-nucleotide messenger RNA. RefSeq lists its product as hypothetical. The record is from RefSeq and is a predicted model, not a curated record. Bases 1 to 837 code for a protein of 278 amino acids. Lineage: Eukaryota; Fungi; Ascomycota; Leotiomycetes; Helotiales; Sclerotiniaceae. Gene Ontology annotation, molecular function: oxidoreductase activity. The transcript has 4 exons.
AUGGCAAACGUAACACUCAACGGUGUAGCUCUUAUUACAGGGGGAGCAGCAGGCAUUGGCGAAGAAACCGGUUUUGCAUUCGCCGAAGCAGGCGCAUCAGGUGUUAUUUUUGCGGACCUCGAUAUUGAGGGUGCUAAAGCCAGUGCAGAGAAGAGUAACCAAUACGCUACUAAUCCUCAAUAUCGAAGCUUGGCCGUGGAGGUAAAUAUUACCGAGCCAGAGAGUGUUCAGAAAAUGGUCGAUUUUACAGUCAAGGAGUUGGGUCGCGUGGAUUAUUUUGUUAAUAGUGCUGGAGUUGGAGCAACAUCGCUCGCCCCAGCAUCCGAUAUCGAUAUUGAUAAUUUCGACAAAACACUCGCUGUGAAUACUCGCGGAACAAUGUUAUGUCUCAGAGCUGUGACGAAAGCGAUGAUGGCACAGGAACCAAGAAAAAUCAAGGGUCGUCAUGGCGAAGAGCGUUCCUUGGGUCGGGGAUCCAUCGUGAAUCUUGGUUCUGGAUUAUCGUAUGCUGCAGGCCCCGGAAUGGUGGCUUAUGCGGCGUCGAAACACGCCGUGAUGGGAAUUACGAAAGUAGCUGCACUGGACAACGCAAAGUAUGAAAUUCGUGUGAAUGCGCUUUGUCCCUCUUGGGUAAAGACUCCCAUGUUAGAACGAAGUUUGGGUCGCUGGGCGGGACUUGAAAAAGUUAUUCAGGCUGUCUCGCCAGCAAAGAGAGCCGCGACCCCAGAAGAAGUAGCUAAUGUUGCUGUCUUUCUUUGCAGUCCGUCGGCUACUUAUGUCAAUGGGACGGGCUUGUUGAUUGAUGCUGGGAUGAUGGUUACUGCGCAUGCAACUUAG